Aspergillus heteromorphus CBS 117.55 is the source of this 1454-nucleotide messenger RNA. RefSeq lists its product as uncharacterized. The transcript is spliced from 2 exons. Bases 78 to 1454 code for a protein of 458 amino acids. Lineage: Eukaryota; Fungi; Ascomycota; Eurotiomycetes; Eurotiales; Aspergillaceae. The record is from RefSeq and is a predicted model, not a curated record.
GUGUUCCCUCGUCCUCUCCUAUUAACUACCUUAUACUUAUCACUACCGGCACACAGACGUGAUUCAUUCAAACGAAGAUGUCUCAACCACAAGCUCAACCCCCCCAAUCCACGAAUCAUGAAUAUAAGAAGCUGAAAAAGUCGGACAUCUGGAAAUGGUUCAACUGUCAAUCGUCCAGGCAUGAUCAGCGACUGAUUAGGAGCAUGGUACUGAAAAUAUUGCGGGAUAACAACCUUCUCACUGCUAAAGUCAGGGAUAACGAAGACCGUCAAAACAUGGAGUUGCUACUUGAGAAUUAUAUUGAUAGGUGCCCGGGAUUGGUGCGUGAAAAGUACGAGGAGAGUCCUGAUAAGACAAUGUAUUAUCUGCGGAGCUUGAUGCUUCAGGAAAGGAGAAGCUUUAAGCACAACGCUAGGCGACAAGAAAAGAGAGAUACAACAAGAAGAAAUCACCACCGUGACGGGCUUGAUGAUACGGGUGAAGUAGACGAUUACGAUAUCAACAAUCCAGAUGAAGAUGAAGGUAAAGAGGAUGAACAGGACAGUGAAAUGGAAAGAAGAGUGGUGAUAUCUGCCAACUGUCAUAACGAUGCCACAAGCUCCCUUGCCAUCGUUCCCACCGCUGAAGAUCGCGACCGCAACUGCAGGCCAAAUGAGGAAAUGCCGACUGAAGUAGACCCACCAAGCUCCACAAAGGAUAUAUCAUCUGUAUUACCAUCCUGCGAGUCUAGGGAACGAGACUUGACAGCACAACAGCGAGGCAGGUGUGCAGUGACCCGUGUCCCGAGUGUGGCAUCAGAAGUGCAGCACAAUACUCCAGCGCAUUUCUCAGCCAACCACAUAAGAGACUACCACAGCCACGAUGCUAGACAUAAUACUGAUCCAGACUAUGCAUACGCACCGAGUUGGUCCUACUUUUUUGCGGGCUCCCAAGAGGAUGCCACAGAACAAGAGCUUGAUGCUUGCGACUACAGGGAAAACGCUGACCACAAUUUCGGCGCAAUCCUAGAGCAUCCUACCUGGCAAUCAUCCCCCAUUACUGAUAGGCGACCUGAUCUGGAUGCCCAGGUUCCGCAAGGGACUGGAUUUAGCAAUGAGAAUGAAUAUACCCAGGUACGCGGUACGCCUGGACUGGACGGGCUGGAUAGGGGGAACAACCCGGGGGAUCAAGAAAGGAGUACUGUGGAGGCAGUGCAGUUGAGCACCGGAUUGGGGACGGGCCUACAGCUCCCCCCGACCAUGUAUAGCGUCUAUGACUUCUUGCAAUACCUGCACCUCCUUCUGGGAGAGAAGCUGGAAGCCCUACGUAAACACCAGUCCCUCGAGGACGACGAACGCUCCCGUCUGCUCCAUCGCAUCCGCGAUCUCGAAGGCGAGGUUUUCGACCUCCGCCGCGGCAUCUUUAGGGAGCGUCGAGGGGACCCGGAUCAACCACCACCACACCCAUACAUGUAA